This is a messenger RNA of Anarrhichthys ocellatus (wolf-eel), 761 nucleotides long. It is a transcript of the gene sdhc, whose product is annotated as succinate dehydrogenase complex, subunit C, integral membrane protein. Gene Ontology annotation, molecular function: electron transfer activity. Gene Ontology annotation, cellular component: membrane; respiratory chain complex II (succinate dehydrogenase). The coding region runs from base 1 to 630 and encodes 209 amino acids. Gene Ontology annotation, biological process: tricarboxylic acid cycle; mitochondrial electron transport, succinate to ubiquinone. Lineage: Eukaryota; Metazoa; Chordata; Actinopteri; Perciformes; Anarhichadidae. The transcript is spliced from 7 exons. The record is from RefSeq and is a predicted model, not a curated record.
AUGACUGAGCUCACUCUGACCAAGUGUGACCUUAAAAAACAGCCGUUGAAGGUUUCAGAUAACGUUAGAGGAACAACAACAUCCGGUUACGUCACUUCCGUUCACUUCUUGUCAAACAUGGCGCUCCUCCUAAGGACAUUGGCCCGUCAGGGUGUCUGUCUCUCCAGACCACACUACAGUGUCUUCUUCAGACAUGCUGCUCCAAUGGGAACCACAGCUAAGGAAGAGAUGAACAAGUUCUGGGCCAAAAAUGCCAAAUUAAGCAGACCCAUGUCUCCUCAUCUCACCAUUUACCAAUGGUCCGUCCCCAUGAUGAUGUCCAUCACAUUCAGAGGAACAGGAGUGGGGCUCAGUGGAGCUAUCUCAGCCUUUGCCUUGGCGGCGCUGGUAUUACCGGGAAACUACCCCCACUACCUGGACUUGAUCCACUCGCUCUCCGUCGGCCCUUAUCUCAUUGGGUUGGCCAAAAUCGGCCUCACCUUCCCCGUGUCUUUCCACACCUUUAACGGCAUCCGCCACCUGUGUUGGGACCUUGGCAAGGGCUUCAGACUCCCAGAGGUGUACCGCACUGGCUACACAGUCAUUGGUCUGUCCAUCGUCACUUCUGUAGCCGUGGCUUUCUUCCUCUGAGCAGACGAGGAGGGGAGGGAGUCGAAGGGAAUGUGGACUUGCAUUCACUCUGGGAGUUUUGUGUAUAUGUCGUCGCCUACUGCAGGCACUGUUUCAUCAAUGUAUUAAAUAAAGGAUUAUAUUAUACUGUA